Messenger RNA from Sabethes cyaneus, 2436 nucleotides. RefSeq names its product zinc finger protein 436-like. Gene Ontology annotation, biological process: regulation of transcription by RNA polymerase II. Gene Ontology annotation, molecular function: DNA-binding transcription factor activity; RNA polymerase II cis-regulatory region sequence-specific DNA binding. NCBI's taxonomy places the organism in Eukaryota, Metazoa, Arthropoda, Insecta, Diptera, Culicidae. The record is from RefSeq and is a predicted model, not a curated record. The transcript is spliced from 2 exons. Bases 61 to 2436 code for a protein of 791 amino acids.
ACAUCACAAUAUUCACAAUUGCGGGGCUAGUGCUACGAUUCUAGCCGAGAUUUAUAGGCAAUGGUGCGAAAAUGCUGCGUUCAGGGGUGCAACUCUAACUAUGAUGCAGUCCUACGUUAUAGUAUGUCACCAAUCAGUACCUUCAAAUUUCCCGACGAUCCCGAUCUUCGAAGCCGCUGGGUUCAGGCUGUGCAGAGACCCGAAGGCUGGACGCCUGGCCGUACAGCGUGUAUUUGUAUUCAUCAUUUUCAGCCAGAGGAUAUUCUAAAAGCUGAUAAACCAGCCAAGCUGAAACCGGAUGCGGUUCCUUUGAUUUGUGAGGAACUUUUAAAGAGGAAACACGGUCCGUUGAUAAAGCGUGGGCGACCGAAGAAAAGUGAUGCAAAAAGUAAAGAAACCAAUAGCGUUGAAUGUUUUGGCGAGUGCGAAGGUGCAGAUCGUUUAGGGCCUGUAGGUGAUUUGAUGGAAGAGUUGAUUCUUGACUUUGAAGACUUUACUCUACGGGUAGAGAAAACCGACAGUUUCGAAGGUUGGCACCAUUAUAGAAAGGGCAGUGUUUUGCAUUUCUAUAACAUAGCAGAUGAAAAUGACGAUAGAGCCAUUCAAGUCGAAAAUAGCUUUAAGAUUUUUGCAGAUAUGACCAUCUAUCUAUUUGUGAGAGAAAUUAACCAAACUGAUGAGUGUCUGAAAUCGAUUUUGGGCCAGGAACUGAAGCUUCGGCGGUGGUCACAAUUUGAGACUAUUUUGCAAAGAUAUGAUCAUAUUUUAGAUACUUCAAAUGAUCUAAGAGACGAGAACGUUUUACUGCAAGCUGAACGAACUGAUGAUGAUAUACUCCUUUUUAACGAGGAUGAUAGUUUAGAGCGAGAAUCUGGAAAGACGGAAGUGUCAAUCGAAGAUGAAAACAGUCAUUACCGUACCAAUGUUAAAAUAGUCAAUAUUGAAAUUGAAGAACAAACUACCUCGUGUGAACAAAUUGAAUUUCUGUCAAUGGAUACAAACGAUCAAGCCAAUGACAGCGAUUGCAUGUCUUUAUUAAGAAAGAAUCCGCUUGGAACUGGUAAGCGCCGUACGCAGACUACCGAUGAUAAAUGCGAACGCAGGCAUGUCAGAGAUACUAUUAAAGCCCUUAAGAUGGUUCGACAUAAAUGUUUUAUAUGCGACCAAGAACACGAAAAUAUGGAAGAGCUUGAACAUCACCUGCCCAGUCACGUCGAUAUGUUACCCUAUUGUUGCCAAAGAUGUGUAACUCAGGACGUAACGUUAACGACGCUGGCGUCUUUGAAUAAGCACUUCCUUAUGCAUUUGAAGCCGUUAAAAUGUCGCACUUGUGAUGUGCGGUUUUCAAGCUAUGGAACUCGAUUGCUGCAUGAAGAAAACAGCCACGUAAAUAAAGGACCUAUACCGUGCGAGUUUUGCGGAAAGAUACUUCGUUCGUCGCGGGGGUAUCAGCAUCAUGUGAAGGUUCAUAGCAAUCCGGAAGCCGUUAAGUGCCAAGUCUGUGAAAAACAGUUGUCUUCGAGUUACGAGCUGAAAUUACAUCUGCGAGUUCACACAAAAGAAAAACCGAAUAAAUGUCCAUUCUGCAGUGCAUCCUUUAACAGAGUUUCGAAUCUAGUUGCACAUAAGCGACGUUUCCACAGCAAAGAAAAGCCAUUCGUGUGUCCAGAUUGUAACGAUCGGUUCCGGACCAGUUUGGAACUUAAAAGACACGCUGCUGCUCACAAUCCUGAAUCGUGUGAUGCCAUAAGCGAAAAACAAAAUCGACGGUUAAACUCUGUUGCAGCUACGGAUUUGCACAAACUUUACCACUGCAAAGUAUGUGAUAAGCAUUUGCCUACUCGAAUAAGUUAUCAUUCUCACAUGCGUAAGCAUAGAAAACGCUAUCAGUGUAGUUUUUGUGGUCUACAAAUCGGACAGAGAAGGGAUUUUAUUGAUCACGAAAAUACACACACCGGUAAUCGUCCCUAUAAGUGUGAGAUUUGUUCAAAACGGUUUCAAACAUCAUCGACGUAUUACGGUCACCGGACGAUCCACUCUGGCAUAAAACGGUUUGCCUGUAAUGAUUGUGAUCGCCGUUUCAGCAGACUUAGCCACUUGAUUGUGCACAAAAAAACUCAUUCAGCGCCGAAAGAGGAGCAGUUUGUUUGCAAAUCGUGUAAUAAAACUUACGCGGAUCGAGGAGCAUACAAUAUGCACCUGGAAUCUCACAAAGUUCAUCAACAGUCGCUAAAGAGUGCGGCUUUAACUGAACAGGCACAAACUUCGAUUACGUUCCGGACCGUUUCGGAAGCUACUCCGUAUGUGGCGAUUCGGCAGGCUAGCUCCACUACCGAACAAGUUCAGCAGUUCAUCCAUACUAAUGACGGACAAGAGGCAAUCUUGGUUUCUGCCGACGUAAUUGUUCCUCACAGUAUCAUAAUAUUACAACAGUAG